Messenger RNA from Aspergillus fischeri NRRL 181, 720 nucleotides. It is a transcript of the gene rip1, whose product is annotated as ubiquinol--cytochrome-c reductase catalytic subunit RIP1. Gene Ontology annotation, cellular component: membrane. The coding region runs from base 1 to 720 and encodes 239 amino acids. Gene Ontology annotation, biological process: mitochondrial electron transport, ubiquinol to cytochrome c. The transcript is spliced from 4 exons. The record is from RefSeq and is a predicted model, not a curated record. Gene Ontology annotation, molecular function: 2 iron, 2 sulfur cluster binding; quinol-cytochrome-c reductase activity. Lineage: Eukaryota; Fungi; Ascomycota; Eurotiomycetes; Eurotiales; Aspergillaceae.
AUGUCGCUUUCCUCCGCCUCGAGUACUCUGCUGCGCGCUUGCGCCCGCCAGCAGCUGCCCACCACCCGCGCUGCUGUCGCCUCCUGCCAACAACGGAGAGGACUGUCCGAGGCCUCCAAGUCCUCCUCCUUCGAUAGCCCUUUCGGCAGCUCCCACGAGUACCAGUCGACCCUGAAGAUCCCCAGUUUCAGCAAAUACGCUUCCAACAAGCCUCCCCGCUCGAACCAGGUUUUCUCCUACUUCAUGGCCGGAGCCCUCGGUCUCGGAUCUGCUGUUGGUGCCAAGGCUACUGUUCAGGACUUCCUCGUGAACAUGUCCGCCUCUGCCGACGUCCUGGCUCAGGCCAAGGUUGAGAUCGGUCUCGCUUCGAUCCCCGAGGGCAAGAACGUCAUCAUCAAGUGGCGUGGAAAGCCCGUUUUCAUCCGUCACCGUACCCAGGACGAAAUUCAGGAGGCUCAGCAGUAUGACUGGAAGACUCUCCGUGAUCCUCAGCCCGAUGAGGACCGUGUCCAGAAGCCCGAGUGGCUGGUCAUGCUUGGUGUCUGCACUCACCUUGGUUGUGUCCCCAUUGGUGAAUCCGGUGACUACGGCGGCUGGUUCUGCCCCUGCCACGGUUCCCACUAUGAUAUCUCCGGCCGUGUCCGGAAGGGUCCUGCCCCUUUGAACCUCGAGGUUCCCCAGUACAGCUUCCCCGACGAGGGCACCCUUGUCAUUGGUUAA